GCCAGUGUAUGUCUCCCCGCAGCCGUGGCGCGCAACUCCCGGUGACUGUGCAGCGUGCGCCGCCGCCUGCCCCAACCCGCGCUGCCGCCGCCCGGCCCGGCGCGCACCUCCUUCUCCCGGGGUGACCGGCCUGCCGCCGCCUCCCGAGACACAGCUUGGCACCGCUUCCCCCGCCCUCGCCGCCGCCACCACACACACACACGCACGCUUCUCUCCAUCUUGUGAUUCCUUUUUUCCUCCUGAGCCCUCCAGUGGGGGUGCGAGUUUGCCUUUAUUCCCCCCACUCCACCUUUUUUUCUCUCUCCUCCCCCUCCUCAGCUUGGUGUGCGCCUCCUUCUUUUCUCGCCCCUCUUCAUUUUUAUUUAUUCAUAUUUAUUUGGCUCUCGCUCUCUCUCGCCCCUUCUCCCUCCCUCCCUCCCUCCCUCCGGAUCCCUGAUCUCUCCCCGGAGUGGCGCGUCGGCGGCUCCGCCGCUGGCCAGGCGUGAUGUUGCACGUGGAGAUGUUGACGCUGAUGUUUCUUGUGCUCUGGACGUGUGUGUUCAGCCAGGACCCUGGCUCCAAGGCCGUCGCCGACCGCUACGCCGUCUACUGGAACAGCAGCAACCCCAGAUUUCAGAGGGGUGACUACCACAUUGACGUCUGUAUCAAUGACUACCUGGACGUGUUCUGCCCUCACUAUGAGGACUCAGUCCCGGAAGAUAAGACUGAGCGUUAUGUCCUCUACAUGGUGAACUUUGAUGGCUACAGUGCCUGCGACCAUACUUCCAAAGGGUUCAAGAGAUGGGAAUGUAACCGGCCUCACUCUCCAAAUGGACCACUCAAGUUCUCUGAAAAAUUCCAGCUCUUCACACCCUUUUCCCUAGGAUUUGAAUUCAGACCAGGCCGGGAAUAUUUCUACAUCUCCUCUGCAAUCCCAGAUAAUGGAAGACGGUCCUGUCUAAAGCUCAAAGUCUUUGUGCGACCAACAAAUAGCUGUAUGAAAACUAUAGGUGUUCAUGAUCGUGUUUUCGAUGUUAACGACAAAGUAGAAAAUUCAUUAGAACCAGCAGAUGAUACCGUACACGAGUCAGCCGAGCCAUCCCGCGGCGAGAAUGCGGCACAAACACCGAGGAUACCCAGCCGCCUUUUGGCAAUCCUACUGUUCCUCCUGGCGAUGCUUUUGACAUUAUAGCACAGUCUCCUCCCAUCACCUGUCACAGAAAACAUCAGGGUCUUGGAACACCAGAGAUCCACCCAACUGCUCAUCCUAAGAAGGGAUUUGUUAUUGGUUUUUUGGCAGAUGUCAGAUUUUUAUUUUCUUUCUUUCAGCCUGAAUUCUAAGCAACAACUUGGGGCCGGGGGAGCUAACAUAGUUGCUGCCUCCCUCACCUCACCCCACCCCUGCCCUUGCCUUCUCUCACCCCUUGCAAAUUAGAUGGACUCCAGAUGAAAAUGCCCAAUGGUUAUAGUGACACCCGUGGUCGUCUGCUCCUGUGCAUUCUCCUCCAAGAGCUCACCUCCUAUAGCGCACUGUCAGCGGUAUGUGGACGAGGAAGGAUAGUGGCAGAUGCAGCCGGUGAUGGCGAGGCCCAGGAGGGUUUUCCUCUCCCAUGCAAUUCUUACGCCUUCUCAUUCAGGACUGUGAGAUGAUCGUGCAGGGCAUCAUGUCACCCUGUCAAGUCCAGAGGGGAGGUAUUAAGAACAGAUAUAAUAUUACACCAUUUCCUCUAGGAGUGUAUAAAUGAACAGGCUUCUGAAAGGUUGAGACACUGGUUUUCUGUUUUUUGUUUUUGUGUUUUUUAAAAGGUGACUGUCUCAAAGCAUUCUUGACAGCAAAACUUGUGCUCCGUAGAAGAAGCCUUUUGUCUAGGAGGCGGGUCGAGUGCCGGAAUGUUAGCACAGAGCAAGUGUGAAAACACGCUACGUUGGGUGGGGGAUAUAUAUGUGUGAGUGCCUCCAAUUUUUUUGGUGACUGGGCAGCGCACACCAGAUUAUGUUUUUUCCUUUGAGUACAGAUCACCAUGGUGCUACAACUUUUUUUUUUUUUUUUUUUUUUAAGAAACUGAAAGAGGCAUUUUUACAAAUAAAGUGACCUUCCCCGAGGCUGACAAGCCAGGGUUGAUGAGUGUAUAUGGAAUAGCUUUGGAUACUUCUCUGGGGGAACAAUGUGUACCAAGGAAAGGGUGUCAGUGGCCAGAGGAGAUGUAAUUUGGCUUUGCUGGAGCGCCAGUGUGCUGUGGCCUUUCCCUGACUCCCACCCUCAUACCCACACUUUGCUCCACACUCCACGACUACAGGGGCUCAGACACAAACCCCUGUCCCCGCACGAGUCAAUACUACUUGGGAGGGCUAAAGGGAAAUUUGGAAUAAAAAUUCCAAAGUCUGGAACGAAAAAAAUUCAAGAGUUGAUUUUAUAUUCUUUCCCUUUCUGACACAGCCUGAAGCGUAGGGGGAACAUAUGUUUAUCUGUGGGAGAUAAACAAGAUGGAGUCCCAAAGACUUUAACAAACUAUUUUUUUAAAAAUCCACUAGAAUAGAAUAUACAUUAUUUAGAUAUACUUUAUGCUGAGAGUGAGUAUAUAUGCUUGUCCUAUUUAAACUUGUGAGAAAAAGUGGUAUCCCUUGAUACAUUUAGAAAUAUGGGGGGGCUGCCUUGUCUCAUUGUAGGGGUGGGCAAGAGGACAGUAAGUCAGCACGGCCAACAGGGAUGUUCCCAGUCGAUUACCAGGAAAUGCAAGCCUUGGGGGUUGCUACGGGUGAGGCUGUCACGAACUUUGAACUCCAAAGCCUAGGCAGGGAAAAGGGUCAGACCAAUGGAAAAGAAAAGAAAUCAAGCAAGCCUUUUUUGCUGUUGCAGGACAUGUCAAUAGAAACCAUGCCUUUCAAAACAAAACAAAAAAUAAAUGCAAUGAUCGUGUAAGAUGUGAAAAACUGGAAGCGUUCCAGCAUAAUAAGGACUUUUUAAUAUACUGGUUUUUUUUUUUUAAUGUACAUGUUAAAAAAAAAAGAGGGGUCAUAUUAUGGAUAUACUUCAUGAAUGGGAAUUUGCUAAGAACUGUGAGUAGUUCUGAAUUAGAGAGAUAUGUGAAUGAAAGGCAGCUGUAAAGGCGCUGCACGCUGGAGAGUUGUACACAUGUUGAAAUGUAAUCUGGGCUUACCCGAUCCGUUUGGAGUGGAUGUUAAUGCUGGGUCUGUUCGCACUUGGAACCAUGUGAGAGGUUGCCAGCCUCUCCGAUUAAAUCCUAUUCCCCCAGACAUCAGGAACUUCUCUGGAGUGGCAGAGUCUUAUCACAGAAGGCAGCCACCAUUUCACUGAAACAAAAGUUCACAGCAUUGGAUUAUUUUUUGCAUUAACUAUUUGUAUACUCAGAACUCUCAGUAAUAUCCAGUAAUACUUCUUUUUUAUUAAUAGUUAGUUACAGGCUUGUUGGUCCAGUGGGAUUUGGGUAGGGGGAAAAAGAUGCCUUCUAAAAUGGAUCAAUAGAACCAAAAUAAUAUUGCAUGUUCUAUGACCACAAGGAAAUCAAAUGAUCCUGUAAUGAUUCCAGUUAGUCAUAACUACAUUACCAGUGCUAAUUUCAUUUUAGAAAUGGUGACUUCUGUGGUUUUUCUAGCAUUUGUCUCUAACAAAUGAUAAAAUAAUUAAUUACUCAUGGCCCUCUCUGCCAUUGUCUUUCAUUUUUCACAGUGAAAUUAGACCCCUUCACCACUGUGCCACUACAAAUUAAAUGUAAAAAAAAAAAAAAAAAAAAAAAAA
This is a messenger RNA of Mesoplodon densirostris (Blainville's beaked whale), 3736 nucleotides long. RefSeq names its product ephrin A5 (gene EFNA5). Gene Ontology annotation, cellular component: external side of plasma membrane; plasma membrane. Lineage: Eukaryota; Metazoa; Chordata; Mammalia; Artiodactyla; Ziphiidae. The record is from RefSeq and is a predicted model, not a curated record. Gene Ontology annotation, molecular function: ephrin receptor binding. The transcript has 5 exons. Gene Ontology annotation, biological process: axon guidance; regulation of cell-cell adhesion; regulation of actin cytoskeleton organization. The coding region runs from base 485 to 1171 and encodes 228 amino acids.